AUGACGGACGAAAGCUUAGCACCUUUUCACCGGAAUCGAAGAAGAUUACCUCGGAAAUGCAUGAAUCUUCCAGUAAAGCCAAUCGACAGCUGGUCAAGAGGAAUCCGCCGUCGUCUUCUGGUGGAAUCGAACUUCGAAUCUCUUCACCCACAUGAAUCUUCCAGUAAAGCCAAUCGACAGCUGGUCAAGAGGAAUCCGCCGUCGUCUUCUGGUGGAACCGCCCAAUCGACAGCUGGUCAAGAGGAAUCCGCCGUCGUCUUCUGGUGGAACCGAACUUCGAAUCUCUUCACCCAACACUUUCAGUCGAAAUGGAAGUAA
Messenger RNA from Protopolystoma xenopodis, 318 nucleotides. The record is from the annotation of a GenBank genome assembly. NCBI's taxonomy places the organism in Eukaryota, Metazoa, Platyhelminthes, Monogenea, Polystomatidea, Polystomatidae.